GCAUGGUGUGAGGCUUUUGCAGUUCAAUCUCAGCUUCUCAGGAUCAUUAUAUAACAUGGCCUAGCGGAGCUCGUUCUGUCAUCCAUAACUAGAAUUUUAUCCGCUGCUUCUUUGUCAAGUCCCUAUGAGGAUUGUUCCGGCGCUUCUGUGCUGCUUGGUGCCCUUGCUGUUUGCCGCGAGGAUCUGCCUGGGAGAUGAGGACAAGGUCGAGGUUGUUGGCAUAGGAGAAUGUGCAGAUUGCAAACGGAAUAACAUCAAUGCCAAGCAAGCCUUUUCAGGGAUUCGCGUGUCGAUCAAUUGCCUCACGCCCAAAGGAGAAUACAAGAGAAGAGGAGUAGGAGAACUGAAUGAAGAAGGGAAGUUCAAGGUACUGCUUCCCCCUGAGAUCUUUGUCGAAGGGAAGUCGAAAGAAGAAUGCUAUGCACAGCUUCACAGUGCAGCGGCCACACCGUGUCCCUCUUAUGGCAGUCCCAAGUCCUCCAAGAUAGUUUUUAAGCCCGUUACUCAUACAAAACGUACUUAUGGGUUGGCCGACAAGCUAAAGUUCUCCCCAGCAACGUGCGCUUCUGCCUUCUUGUGGCCUAAGUUCAAACUACCGGGGAAGGGCUUCGGUCAUCCAUUAUUCCCUCCAAAGAAGCUUCCUCCUCUCCCGCCGAAGGUCUUCCCUCCUAUAUAUAAGAAGCCUCUCCCUCCCCUAGUACCGAUUUACCAGAAACCGCUACCACCUCCGAUACCGACAUACCCGUCGCCCCUUCUGCCACCAUUACCAGUGUACAAGAAGCCACUUCUUCCAUUUGCCCCUAAAUUCAAGAAACCGCUUCCUCCGAUACCUAUAUUCAAGAAGCCACUCCCGCCUCCCAUCCCUAUAUUGAAAAAGCCAUUCAAGAAACCGAUACCACAGCCAUUCCCUAUUUUCAAGAAGCCACUGCCACCGCCUUUCCCUUUCGUCAAGCCCCUUCCUCCGUUCUAUAAGAAGCCGUUCCCCGAGAUCCCUCCCGAGCAACCCAAAUUUAAAGAGUUGCCUCCCUUCGUACCACAUCUUUAAAGAGUGUUGAAACACGACUUCAGGGUACGAGGAGGAACUUCGUUUGAUCAAAUGAAGGCUGAUUUGAGAGUUUUUUGCUUCUGCAAUGAUGCCUUAAUAAUAGGAGCACUACUAGUUGUGUUAUUAGAGAAUCACGAGACGAGAGUAUGAGUGAAAAGCAAAGACCAGUGUACUGUUGUUACUUAUUUAUGCCAAUAAUGAGUUGUCUGUGUGUGUGUGACUUAUUGCAUUUGUAGUGCCUUAGAUUUUAAACCUUGUAUUGUGAAGCAAUCGUGUUUAUCUAAUGUGAACAAUUUUAAGAGUUUGAACAUA
This is a messenger RNA of Eucalyptus grandis, 1357 nucleotides long. Its product is annotated as proline-rich protein 4. Bases 125 to 1045 code for a protein of 306 amino acids. Lineage: Eukaryota; Viridiplantae; Streptophyta; Magnoliopsida; Myrtales; Myrtaceae. The record is from RefSeq and is a predicted model, not a curated record. The transcript has 2 exons.